UGUUAGUGCGGAGACUGUUUGGCUCGCAGCUUAGUGAGUGUCGCGCGUCCGCCGGUGUUGGUGUGAGACAGAGUUGCUCUUAUCCCGGACUUUAAGUAGCGAAAUAGACAUUCCUGUGGCGGGAAAUCAGGAUCUCACAUCCAUGCUGCUGUCUGUUCGGGUAAAUGAGCUCGAGGAAUGCGGACUGAACGAGCGUCUCGCUGAUCGUAGAGCUGAUCCUUGACAACAUGGCGGCGGAGUUUAAUAAUCUGACAUCGCUCAUGAAUAAUGUGAGCGAACUUUCGAACCACACGGCUAGAUGCUCGUUAACCAAGACUGGUUUUCAGUUUUACUAUCUACCCAUUGUGUACAUUAUUGUUUUCCUCACGGGGUUCAUCGGAAACAGUUUGGCCAUAUGGAUGUUCGUGUGUCACAUGAGGCCAUGGAGCAGCAUCUCUGUGUACAUGUUCAAUCUGGCGCUGGCGGAUUUUUGUUACGUACUCUCGCUACCUUUCCUAAUUUUUUACUAUUUUAACAAAACAGACUGGAUUUUUGGAGACAUAUUAUGCAGAAUGCAGAGGUUUAUCUUCCAUGUCAAUCUCUACGGAAGCAUCCUGUUCCUCACUUGCAUCAGUGUGCACAGAUACUCCGGUGUCGUGCAUCCACUAAAAUCACUCGGGCGGCUGAAAAAGAAAAACGCAGUUCGCACUGUCGCACUUGUCUGGUUCAUAGUCGUGGUUGGCAUCUCUCCGAUCCUUUACUACUCGCGAACCGGCCCUAAGAAGGGAUUAACAACGUGCUAUGACACCACAACGGAGGACGAACUGCCGGGUUACUUUGUCUACAGCAUGUGCAUGACAGUGUUCGGCUUCUGCAUCCCGUUCAUCAUCAUCCUGAGCUGCUACGGCGGCAUUGUCAAGGCCCUUAUUUACAACGACAUGGACAAUGCGCCGUUGAGGAAGAAAUCCAUAUACCUGGUCAUUAUCGUGCUCACAGUGUUCGCUGUCUCCUAUCUGCCCUUCCACGUCAUGAAGAACCUGAACAUGAGGGCACGAUUGUACUUCCAGAGCCCGGAUAUGUGUGCCUUUAAUGAUCGGGUGUACGCCACCUACCAGGUGACCCGUGGCCUGGCCAGUCUCAAUAGCUGUGUGGAUCCUGUCCUGUAUUUUCUGGCCGGAGACACAUUCAGACGUAGGCUAUCCAGAGCUACCAAAAAGUCCUCCAGGAAAGGAGAUCACCCUCUCCAGUCCAAGAGUGAGGAGAUGACGCUGAACAGCCUGCCAGAGUAUGUCCAGAAUGGGGACAAACGUAUCUGAAUUUUAUGCUCCCUCAGACUGAUGCUUUAUAGAUUUAGAGUAUUUGAAAUCAUUGUACUGUACACUGGUCAGUGUUACUCUUGUUGCUUUUAACAUUUUCAUUUAAUGUGAUUUUACUGAAUGAACUGAAUGAACAAUCACUAACCUACCUUUUCAUGUUUUAACAGUCGAAAUAUAACAAGCACUGGUGUUUUAGUUGAGGAUGCUUGAACAACGUCUCUUUGAUCUGUUAUGUUCUCAGUGAAUAGUUAAGAUGCACUAUAGAUAUUUUCACACAAUUAAUUGUCUACCUGUAUGUUUAAAGCAUUUGAGACGUGUUUGUGAAUUGAUAUGUAUUCUGCUGUUACUGUAAAGAUGUGUGACUCAGUGCUGCAUAGAUCAAAAGAAUAUCAGCCCAUGAAUUAUGAAGGGACUCUUGUAAUCAUGUUUUAAAUAGUCGAUAAUUACUGUAUGUUUGUAAUGUAUUUCUCUUAAUCUGUAGUAUUUAAUGCUAAAACAAAUACAAAGACCUAAAUGAAAAGUAUGUAAAUGGCUCUUUAUUAUCAGGUCUACCAAAAAAUGGUGGGUCAUGGUACAAUAGUAUUGUAUUUAUGUAUUAUUUCUCACUUUUUGAAUAAUUGUCUUUUGUGAAAUGUGUAGCUUAACGAUUUAAACAUUAUACUGUCAAAUGCAGUCAUACACACACACACACAUUUGAAAGUCUCUUCUGCUCAACAAGACUGCAUUUAUUUGAUCAAAUAUAUAGUAAAAAUGUGAAAUAUGUUUUUAAUUUAAAGUAACUAUUUUCUGAGUGAAUAUAUUGUAGAAUGUAAUUUAUUCCUCUGAUGCAAAACUGAAUUUACAGUCAUUACUCCAGUCUUCAGUGUCAGAGAUUUCUUAAAAAAAAGUUUAAAAACUGUCUGUUUCAAACAUAAAAUCACAGUAUCAGUCAAGUAAUUGAAGUUGUUUAUUGUAUGUUGCAUGUGGUUUAAUGCACUGAUUUGAUUAAUUAAAUUAAUUGAAUUAAUUUAAAUGACUAUCCUUCGAUAUAAUUCCAUAGGGACUCCAGAGAGGUUCCUCUUUUUUUUUUUUUUUUUUGACUCCAUUACUCUGGCUUUUGUUCUAUCUACUGUCCUGUCUUUCUGUAGUUUCUUCACACCCAUCUAGGUCAAGCCAAUAGAUAUCACACAGUGGCGCCGGAGUCACAUUGCACACAGUUCCCUGUUCUUUUCCCCAAGCGCAAUGACUCUUUGUCCCUCUCACAGGAAAGAACAAGAUGGGAAGGGGAAUGAGGGAGGAAUAAAUAAGGCUGCAUUUUCUUUUCCUCCCAGAUUUCUCCUAGCCACUCUUUGUGAGGUGAACAAAAGCAGAAUGGUUACUGAUGUCGGACAGACUUGGCAAACAGCCCGGGAACUUACAUCGCAGGCUGUGUUUCGGAGAUUUUCUGAAACAAAAAUCUAAAACUGGACUCUGAUUGGAUGAUGGGCCGUGUUCAAAUCUAUAUGAAUGUAAGCUGCUGUUCUGCUUGGCUGCCACAAAACGAGGGGGUUUCCAUGACUUUUGAACAGUUCUCCAUUCUGUGUGGUCAAGGAUCUUAACUGAACAAGCCAAAAGCCUUUUUGGUUUGGUUUCAACUGGA
Messenger RNA from Labeo rohita (rohu), 2913 nucleotides. RefSeq names its product purinergic receptor P2Y1 (gene p2ry1). NCBI's taxonomy places the organism in Eukaryota, Metazoa, Chordata, Actinopteri, Cypriniformes, Cyprinidae. Gene Ontology annotation, cellular component: plasma membrane. The record is from RefSeq and is a predicted model, not a curated record. The coding region runs from base 228 to 1295 and encodes 355 amino acids. Gene Ontology annotation, molecular function: G protein-coupled ATP receptor activity; G protein-coupled ADP receptor activity; ATP binding. The transcript has 2 exons. Gene Ontology annotation, biological process: platelet activation; phospholipase C-activating G protein-coupled receptor signaling pathway; relaxation of muscle.